CGUCUGUUUACGACACCACAUUUUAAAAAAUGAAACACCUUUUUUUACUUUUUUUAAAAAAUGCAAAUUUGUUUUCAAAUUACGCUUGUGCUCGUCUGAACUGCAUAAAAACCCCCCGACACUUGCAAAGAGUCAUAAGUAAAAUUUAGAAUAAACAACCACUUAGCUCCUUUUUAAGUCCCCGUAGAAUCAAGUCAUCAUGAAGUCUCUGGUAAUCAAAUUUUGCUUUCAUGCAUUUAAACGUAUAAAAGCCUCAUUAAAUUAACAUUGACUGAAAAUAGGCGAUUUUAUUUUUGAUCCCUGCUUCGUCUACUAAGACCACUACGUCCACUGGCACAAUAACGUUACUAUGACCAAAUUCGCUUUUACCACGGUCCGAAAAACGAUAACCAUCACCAAAACUUUACCCGGAACCACGACCAUUAUUACUUCUACAACCCGUCCUGCGGUCACAACAACUAGCACAAUAACGAUUCCUACCACUUGGACUGUUACAACUAUAACCCGACCGAAGACUACAGUUACUGAAACAAUCACUAGUUUUUCGACGACAACAUUCACAACUACAAUGGUGAUUCCUACAACAACAACAACGACAGUCGAACCUACAGCUGUUACAUCGGUAGAACCCACGGUGGAUCCUAUUACUGAUCCUAAUUUUACAGAUGGGCCAACGGAUGCGCCAACGGACAUACCUACGGACAUUGUUGAACCAUCGAUCAGAAUGCUUACGGUCACCGAUUCCUACUAUUAGUCGUUUUUUACGGUGGGUUUUUAACUGUAUACCACAUUACAUUUUCAAUUAAAUCAUUUUACCUUGACGAUGUUUCACUAAGAAUUUUUGGGUGGUUGGUAAUAAACAUUAUAUUCUAUUCGA
Molecule: messenger RNA, 877 nt
Organism: Daphnia pulicaria
Lineage: Eukaryota; Metazoa; Arthropoda; Branchiopoda; Diplostraca; Daphniidae
Product: salivary glue protein Sgs-3-like
Exons: 2
Coding region: 350-754 (134 amino acids)
Source: RefSeq, a predicted model, not a curated record